Brugia malayi is the source of this 969-nucleotide messenger RNA. RefSeq lists its product as uncharacterized. Gene Ontology annotation, cellular component: 90S preribosome; ribosome; cytosolic small ribosomal subunit. The record is from RefSeq and is a predicted model, not a curated record. Bases 1 to 969 code for a protein of 322 amino acids. Gene Ontology annotation, biological process: ribosomal small subunit assembly; cytoplasmic translation. The transcript has 5 exons. Gene Ontology annotation, molecular function: structural constituent of ribosome. NCBI's taxonomy places the organism in Eukaryota, Metazoa, Nematoda, Chromadorea, Rhabditida, Onchocercidae.
AUGGCACUGGUGGCUAAGGUUACUAGUUUUACCGUGAUGUUGCAGGUGGAGCAAUUUUUGACGAUGUCGGCUGGAUUAGAAACGUUUGCCUUGAAAGAAGAGGAUGCUAUAAAACUUUUGGCAUGUCAAACUCAUGUGGGUGCCGCUAACUGCGACUUUCAAAUGGAGCAGUACGUAUGGAAAAGGAGGGCUGACGGUAUUCACAUCAUCCAUCUACGAAAGACGUGGGAAAAACUAUUACUUGCUGCCCGUGCAAUUGCUGCCAUCGACAAUCCUGGAGAUGUGUGUGUCGUAUCGGCACGUCCAUAUGCGCAACGUGCUUUGCUCAAAUUUGCAGCCCACACCGGUUCUACGCCGAUUUUUGGACGUUUCACACCGGGCUGUUUAACCAAUCAAAUCCAAAAGCAGUUUAAAGAACCACGUUUGCUGAUUGUUUCGGAUCCUCGGGUUGAUCACCAAGCGGUAACGGAAGCGUCGUAUGUUGGUGUGCCAGUAAUUAGCUUUUGUAAUACUGACUCACCUCUAAAAUUCAUUGAUAUUGCAAUACCGUGCAAUAAUAAGGGCGUGCAAUCAAUAGGACUAAUGUGGUGGCUAUUGGCUCGUGAAGUUUUGCUUAUUAAGGGAAAGAUGACACGGCAGACAGGGUUUGUACUUGAUGACAAGGAAAUCAUGCCUGAUUUAUAUUUUUACCGCAAUCCAGAAGAACAAGAGAAGGAAGAACUGGCAGAACCGCGUGAAGUAAAAGAGCCUUGGCCUGGGGUUCCGCCUCCUGAGGUCGCAAAAAUUGAUGAGGUUGUAAGAUCCAUUGGAAUGUAUCAAACAAUAGGUGGUGUUGAACCAGCAAAAAAGCUGGACUUCAGCAUGGUCGAACCUGUAAGUGAUUGGGCGCAAGAAACGGAGCGAGCUGUGCAACUGGAUGCCGCACAACAGCAGGAGUGGGGUGCUUCAACACAAAAUUCCAACUGGUAA